Molecule: messenger RNA, 1731 nt
Organism: Parastagonospora nodorum SN15
Lineage: Eukaryota; Fungi; Ascomycota; Dothideomycetes; Pleosporales; Phaeosphaeriaceae
Exons: 2
Coding region: 1-1731 (576 amino acids)
Biological process (GO): transmembrane transport
Molecular function (GO): transmembrane transporter activity
Source: RefSeq, a predicted model, not a curated record
AUGAAGUGCAAGAGCCUGAACUUGAUGAGAAGUUCAUUCGGCCAACACUACCGCCUUCUCUCCCCUCCGAGGGCGGCACACAAGAGUGGAAGCGUGGUGCAGGGCUUCUGGCGAUCCUUUGUCGCCAUUUGCAUACCACUGCUUCUCUCAGCUCUGGAGGGAAGUGUCACCAACACCGCGCUCCCCCACCAUUUCGGAUGCGCUCGACCUCGGCACCAAGUUCUCUUGGGUCGCCACCGCCCUUUUCUCCUGGCAAGCACAAUCUUCCAGCCGCUGUACAGCCAGCUGGGUGAUAUGUGGGGGCGAAAGUACCCCAUGAUGCUGGCUGUCCUUGUCUUUGCUGUCGGAAGCGCAAUCUGCGGCGCGGCGAAUUCUGGCGCCGUCUUGAUCUUUGGCCGGAUUGUUCAGGGCCUUGGAACUGGUGGUAUCGAUCUUUUUGCGGAGAUGAUACUCUGCGAUAUCAUCCCGCUGCGCAAACGUGGGCCGUAUUUGGCCAUCAAGCAUGUCACCUUCGCCAUCGGAACCACUCUCGGCCCCUUGCUAGGUGGUGUCUUUGCAGAACAUGGCUGGCGUUGGUGCUUUCUAGUCAAUAUUCCAAUCUGUGGAAUCUCUCUCGUCGUCAUAUGGUUCUACCUCAACGUCGGCCGCGGCGCCAAUGCCAGCGACGUCAAGCUCCUCGACGAGCUCAAGAAAAUCGACUACAUCGGCUCCAGCAUUCUCACCGCCUCCGUUGUCAUGCUCCUCGUCGCCCUCAGUACCGGCGGCGCCCCAAACCCCUGGUCCCACCCGGCCGUCGUCCUCCCACUAAUGUUCGGCCUGAUGGGCCUGAUCGCCUUCAUAUGCUGGGAGCGCUCGCCCUACUGCAAACACCCCAUCAUGCCGCCCCAAAUCUUCUCCAACCGCACCACAAACAUCGCCUUCACUCUCACCACCAUCCACGGCUUCGUCACCUACGGCUUCCAAUUCUACCUCCCGCCCUUCUUCCAAGCCGUGCAAGGCUCAUCCCCCACAAAAUCCGGCCUCCAAGUCAUGCCCACCACGCUCGUCGUCGUCGUGCUCGCCGCCGUCGGCGGACCUCUUCUCUCCUUUUGGGGCUUCGCACUCAUGACGCUCGGCCCUGGGGCUGUGCGCCACGCUCGACUCCACGACGCCCUCCCGGCGCAUGGCUGUCUUUCCAACUCGUCGCCGCCCGCGGGCUUCGGCAUCGUCAUCUCCACCAUGCUGCCCGCCGUGCAGGGUCAAGCUCCCCGAGUCUACCACGGCCGUGAGCGCGGGCUCGUGGGCGUUCCUGCGCGGCACGGGAUCGCUCUUCGGCGUCGCGGUUCCUGGCGCCGUGUUCAAUGUGCGUUUCGCGCUGCUGCUGCCGUCCAUAUCCUCCCCAACAGCGCGGGCCAAACUCGCGCAUGGAAGAGCGUAUUCGCGCGCUUCGUCGAAGUUCACGGAGAAGUUCGGCGCAAAGGCAAAGGCCAGAGAUUGUCGAGGCGUUUACGCUGUCGCUCAGGAGCGUGUGGAUUGUGUUUGCCGGUGGUCGCGGGUGUAGGGUUUUUGAUGACGUGGGGCGAGAAGGAGUAUAAGAUGCGGAAGAGCCUGGAUACGGUGUAUGGGUUGAAGCCACCCAAGGGUGGUGUUGGGUCGAAAACGACGUCGGGUGCGAGUACGCCCGAGGGAGAAAAGGUAGUUGCGUGUGGUCCUAAGUGGGGAGACUCUGUUGUGGGAGAUCAAGUUGUUUAG